Toxorhynchites rutilus septentrionalis is the source of this 657-nucleotide messenger RNA. RefSeq lists its product as uncharacterized. The record is from RefSeq and is a predicted model, not a curated record. Lineage: Eukaryota; Metazoa; Arthropoda; Insecta; Diptera; Culicidae. The transcript is spliced from 2 exons. Bases 35 to 559 code for a protein of 174 amino acids.
AUUCCAUUCGUACUUGAACUGUGAAACUGAAAAGAUGGAAAAAGCUAAUUUCUGCAAGGGUGGCUUCAUUGCUGUACUGCUGCUCUUGGGAGCCGUCGCCUCAAGCCCACUCCAUGAUAUCGAAGAAGCAAUUACCGUUCCGACCAUUCAAUUUCUGAGCAAGACAGUCGAUCAAGACGUCUGCACUGCGUAUCAAGUUCGGGGACGGCUCUUCGUCACAUCAGCUCGUUGCUUGGGAGAGGAUCACAGCGCAAUUCAACAACUAACCGCACUAGAUGUCUUCGACCAAGGAAGCCGCGAUAUAAAAGCAUUCGCAAUUCGUGGACCAGAAUCGGAAGCCUGUGAGGACAUUGCACUUGUGUUGUACAAUGGUCCAUUAGGAACGGAGUCAGAAUCGGCGGUGCCCGACCAUAGCAGCGGUUUCGUCGCAGCAUUCGGUCUCGAGCCACUGGGACGGUUCGAGCGUGAAGAUGAUGCGGAGGCAGCUGCGGCUAUCAUUGGGUUCAAUUUGAUUGGCUCGAUCAUGGCUCUGUUCAGCUCGAUGCUGUUGAUGAAAUGAGCGGAAGUUCCUCAAAAAGUAUGGCGUAUUGUUCGGCAGAGGUUAAAAAAAAACUUAUUUAAAUGUAUUGAUAUAGAACAAAUAAAAUAUUUAUGGUA